Messenger RNA from Lodderomyces orthopsilosis Co 90-125, 429 nucleotides. RefSeq lists its product as uncharacterized. NCBI's taxonomy places the organism in Eukaryota, Fungi, Ascomycota, Pichiomycetes, Serinales, Debaryomycetaceae. The record is from RefSeq and is a predicted model, not a curated record. The transcript has a single exon. The coding region runs from base 1 to 429 and encodes 142 amino acids.
AUGCUAGUAGUCGGAACUGCAAUUGCAAUAGGUGCUAUAGCCGUUGAUAGACAUAAGAGAAAGAAGAAACUUAGAAAUAUGAGUGUUAAGGAGAGGGAAGAGUUUGAACGUUAUGAGAGAGUACAACAGCAACAACAGCAACAACAACAGAUAUCACAACAAUACCCAUCUUCCAGACAACUGCGUAAACAGCGUCGUUGUCAAGAAACUGGAUGUCAUUCUCAACCACGUCGCUCAGAUAAAUCGAGUAGGAUGAACUAUAAUCGUGGAGGAAGUGCUGCCAGCAGGCUGGACCAAAGAAUAGAAGUAUCACAACAACCACCACCUACACCUCAGAGAAAUAAAGAAAACCCCAGAGUUCAACAACAUGUACAGUCAAUGGUUGGGGACAAUGAUGUGUAUGACCCUCCACCAAAGUAUACGCCUUAA